Messenger RNA from Vicia faba (fava bean), 1605 nucleotides. NCBI's taxonomy places the organism in Eukaryota, Viridiplantae, Streptophyta, Magnoliopsida, Fabales, Fabaceae. The record is from the annotation of a GenBank genome assembly.
AUGGCAACAAAGGAAAACCACUCAACCAAAUGGAUAAUCCUCUCACUGUUACUCCUCUCAACUACACUCUCCAACUCCUCCAAACUCAAAACAACACAUUCACCUCAUUCAGAUCCUACUUCCCUCUUAGCAUUCAAAUCAAAAGCUGACAUAAACAACCACCUCAACUUCACCACCAAAACCCCUUUCUGCAACUGGCAAGGUGUACAAUGCAACGGACCCAAAGUAGUCCGUCUCAUCCUCCGAAACAUAGAUCUCGCCGGCGUCUUCGCUCCUCACACAUUAACCCUCCUCGACCAGCUCCGUGUUCUCAGUUUACAGAACAACUCCCUCACCGGAACCAUUCCCGACCUCUCCGGUCUCUUCAAUCUCAAAACGCUCUUCCUUGAUAACAACCACUUCUCCGGUUCACUUCCACUUUCUCUUUUCUCUCUUCACAGAAUUAAAACUAUAGAUUUCUCUCACAACAAUCUCUCUGGGGAUAUACCUGUAGAUUUCAUAAACCUCGACCGGCUUUAUUAUCUUCGUCUAAGCUUCAACUCUUUCAAUGGUACUAUUCCUCCUUUUAAUCAGUCUUCUCUCCGAACUUUUGAUGUCUCCGGUAACAAUCUCUCCGGCGCAGUUCCGUUAACCACCGCGCUAUCGCGUUUUCAGCCGUCUUCUUUCGCUUUAAACCCUAAUCUCUGCGGAGAAAUUAUUCGGAGAGAAUGUCGUCCUACAACGCCGUUCUUUGCUCCUACCUCAUCUCCGACGGUUGGAAUCGGUCAGAGCGCGGAUGUUCACGGUUUAAUCCGGCAGCCGUACGAGAAGAAACACAAACACAAUCGGAAAGCGGUGAUUAUCGGAUUCUCCACCGGAAUCAUUUUUCUAAUACUUUCCUUGACAUGUUUCGCGGUGGUGGUUAAGAAACAAAGAAAGAAAAAUGGUAAAGGCUCUUCCGGUUCGAGCGUGAUGGCUUCGGAUGCAGCGGCAACGGCGGAAGCUGCGGUUGUGAUGCAAAUGGAGCAAGAGAGGGAGUUAGAGGAAAAGGUGAAAAGAGCUCAAGUUGCUAAGAGUGGGAGUUUAAUAUUCUGUGCGGGUGAGUCGCAGGUGUAUACGCUGGACCAGUUGAUGAAAGGUUCCGCGGAGCUUUUAGGUAGAGGGUGUUUGGGUACAACUUACAAAGCAGUGUUGGAUAACCGUUUGAUUGUAACGGUGAAGCGUUUUGAUUGUGGGAAAAUGGGUGGACACGUAAGCAAAGAGGUGUUUGAGCGUCACAUGGAAUCAGUUGGUGGUCUUCGGCAUCCAAAUUUGGUUCCUCUUAGAGCUUAUUUUCAAGCAAAUCAUGAGAGACUCAUUAUCUAUGAUUAUCAGCCCAAUGGCAGUUUAUUCUCCCUCAUACAUGGUUCCAGAUCAAGCAGGGCAAGGCCAUUGCACUGGACAUCAUGCUUAAAAAUAGCAGAGGACAUAGCUCAAGGGCUUUCAUACAUCCACCAGGCAUGGAGACUAGUCCAUGGCAAUCUCAAAUCCACCAAUGUUCUCCUAGGACCCGAUUUUGAGGCUUGCGUCACAGACUACUGCCUGUCUGUGUUGACCAAUCCAUCUACCUUUGACGAGAGCUUCUGA